GCAGCCUGGCACUGGGCUCCCUAAGGAAGACUGUUCAGAAAGGAAAGCUCAUGGAUUUCACCAGCACAGUCAUCAUCCCCCUGCUUUUUGGCAGCCUGGGGAUCUUUGGCCUUUUCCGGCUGCUGCAGUGGAUGCGGAUGAGAGCUUACCUGCAGGAAGCAGUGGUGGUGAUCACAGGGGCUACCUCUGGCCUGGGAAAAGAGUGUGCAAAAGCCUUCCAUGCAGCUGGCUCCAAGCUGGUGCUCUGUGGCAGAGACAGUGAGAAGCUCAAAGACCUGGCACAGCAGCUUUCUACUGUGACCAACCACCGAAAGAACACACACAAACCUCACACGGUGGUGUUUGACCUCUCAGACACUAAAGCUGUGGUAAAUGCUGCUGAAGAGAUCCUCAAGUACCUGGGUCAUGUGGACAUACUGAUCAACAAUGCAGGCAUCAGUUUCCGUGGCACAAUUGUGGACACAAGGCUGGAUGUGGAUAAGAAAGUGAUGGAAACAAAUUAUUUUGGCCCCAUAGCCCUCACCAAAGCACUUCUCCCCUCCAUGAUCAAGAGGAGACAAGGCCACAUUGUGGCCAUCAGCAGUGUUCAAGGCAAAAUAAGCAUUCCUUUCAGAUCUGCCUAUGCUGCCUCUAAGCAUGCCACCCAGGCCUUCUUCGACUGCCUGCGAGCAGAGGUGGAGCAGUAUGACAUUGAGGUGACAGUUGUGAGCCCUGGGUACAUUCAGACAAACCUCUCCCUCAACGCUGUGACAUCAGACGGAUCUCGCUAUGGAGUUAUGGACAAGAACACAGCUGAAGGACAGACAGCUGCGGAGGUCGCUCAGGUGGUUCUCAAUGCAGUGGGACAGAAGAAGAAGGAGGUCCUCGUGGCUGGCCUCACCCCCUCCCUGGCUGUCUACCUGCGAAACAUCUUCCCCAGGCUCUUCUUCACCUUAAUGGCCACCAGAGCGAAAAAGGAGAGAAAGACAAAGGACUCUUAGAGCUCAGCUCCUCCGAGCAGUAACCUGUAGGGGGAGGCCAAUGCCCUGCAGUUUGGCUGGGACGGCAGUGGAGGUGCUCCUGCAGGAGAGGCCUUUCUCAAAAUGCUGCAGUUUGCCAUUGCAUGGAGACUGGGAAGCAGUUCCCCCACGUUAGGGCAGGCCCCUCUUGCUGGAAGACAGCACCUAAACCUCACCUGAAGAAGGGUGCUGGGACAAGGGGGAGAGCUGAGGCUGCAUGGGAGGACACACUACUGCAGGGUAGGCCCAUGUGCUGGAAGCCAGCACCUUCCCUCACCUCACUGCAGGCAUGCUCGACUUCACAGCCCUGCCACAAAUAAACCCCACCUGUUUGGCCUUCACACCAGCAGGUCUUGGCUUUCUGCAUCCCACUGCCUCUGUGAAACACAGUACUCAGCUGGGAGUUCUUGGGAUCAGUGUCUCCUCUUCAUCUGACCUAGUACAUGUUGCUUGAAGUGGGAAACUUCAGAGCCUCUGCUUGCUAACAUGCCAAAACAUCUGAUACAUGAGGCUAAAGUCAGGUUACUGUGAUCUGUUAAGCCAUCCAGUGCCAAUCUGAAGUAGGAACUGAUGUGAGAAUCUGUGUGUGUAGGCUGGGCAAGAGACAAAUGCUUAGGUCUCAUCUGGUUUAAAGCAAUCACAGAUGCUAAGUGGGGAUCCCAUCCAGUGGGGGAACAGUAUCAGAGACUUCAAGGGGUCUGACAGCCUGAGCAAGUGCCACACUCUGUUCUUCACCCCUUCCCCUCAGGUGAGAGAUACCAGCACCACUAGCAAAAAGGAAUGGCUGCAUAGAGAGAACUCAAUAAGGACAGAAAUAUUUUUUUUUAAACUUAUAAUUGAAAUAAAGCCUACUUGUAGGAACCAGAUUCCAGAACCAAAACCUACUAGUAGGAACAAGAUCCAUAUCCCUGCUGCCACCUCCAUGCACUUCCCAGCAUUUUCUACAUGUACUGCCUUGAAUGUCCUGCCUGUGACUGCACAUCUGAUGACAAAUAAA
This is a messenger RNA of Indicator indicator, 1995 nucleotides long. RefSeq names its product dehydrogenase/reductase 7B (gene DHRS7B). The record is from RefSeq and is a predicted model, not a curated record. Gene Ontology annotation, cellular component: membrane. NCBI's taxonomy places the organism in Eukaryota, Metazoa, Chordata, Aves, Piciformes, Indicatoridae. Gene Ontology annotation, molecular function: oxidoreductase activity. The coding region runs from base 51 to 980 and encodes 309 amino acids. The transcript is spliced from 7 exons.